AUGCGUAACACCAAGUGGCCCGAAGAGUUCAGCAAGAAAGUUAACAUCUCAAAGGUCAACCUGCCGGUGAUUAAGAAGUGGGUGUCGGACGAGAUCACGAGGAUUCUCAAUAGCGACGACGACGUGGUGACCGAAAUGAUGUUCACCUUUCUCGAGUCGGGCAAGUUUCCCAACAUCAAACAGAUACAGACUGACAUCUCUGGUUUCCUCGACAAAGAUGCUGCGCCCUUUUGUCGCCAAUUAUGGAAGCUGCUGCUCAGUGCACAGUCCGAUCCAAAGGGCAUCCCGCAAGAGUUGCUCGAGGCGAAGAAGUUUGAGCUCAUUCAAGAAAGAGUACGAGCAGACCGAGCAGACAAGAGAGCAGAGAACAGGGAAAAGCUGACAUGUGAUGCAGCUAGCCGAAGACAAGGCACGCGAAGAAGCCAGACAGCGAGAGAUUGA
This is a messenger RNA of Sphaerulina musiva SO2202, 441 nucleotides long. Its product is annotated as PWI domain-containing protein. The record is from RefSeq and is a predicted model, not a curated record. Gene Ontology annotation, biological process: mRNA processing; regulation of mRNA splicing, via spliceosome. Gene Ontology annotation, cellular component: spliceosomal complex. Lineage: Eukaryota; Fungi; Ascomycota; Dothideomycetes; Mycosphaerellales; Mycosphaerellaceae. Gene Ontology annotation, molecular function: RNA binding. The transcript has 2 exons. Bases 1 to 441 code for a protein of 146 amino acids.